Messenger RNA from Vicia villosa (hairy vetch), 1600 nucleotides. RefSeq lists its product as uncharacterized. The transcript has 10 exons. Gene Ontology annotation, molecular function: RNA binding. Lineage: Eukaryota; Viridiplantae; Streptophyta; Magnoliopsida; Fabales; Fabaceae. The coding region runs from base 76 to 1041 and encodes 321 amino acids. The record is from RefSeq and is a predicted model, not a curated record.
UAAUUUGCAAUUUCCACUAUCUAAACCAUAAUCUAAUCAUCAACAAACCCAUAUGUAAGCAAUCCCUCCAUCGCCAUGGCUGCUGCUACCACUAGCUUUGGAACUGCCUGGUGUCUUAGAAGAGCAACUCACGCUUUCGCACUCUCUCAUCUCCGCACCAAUGCCAACCUCUCUUUUCAAAGCACCCUUACCUCUCAUAUUUUCCCCCUUUCCAAUUCUUCAGAUUCGAGUGCAAGCAAUGCAGUACAAGCUUCAAAAAGAGAAGUUGAUGUACUGCUCAAGGGAGUUGGGGAGAAAAGUGUUGCAAAUGAAGUGAAGCAUGUUCUUGAGAUGGCUAGACGAGCAUCCUUAAAACGAGAGAUUCUCCAUACAAAUUUUCUAACCCCUCCAGUGCUGAAGGAAUCUAUGCAAGUAUUGGAAAAAUUAGCGGAUGUUAAAGCAUUGGUGCAAGGAGGUUAUCCACAAGCUGAACGAUGCCGGAUUUCUGUUGGACAUCCAGAUGAACUGACAAGUGAUCCAGAUGUUAUUUCAGCAUUGAGCAUUACAGGGAACUUCCAGUUUGAACCUUGCUCCCAUGGCGACUUCCUUGGUUCAAUUCUUGGUACAGGAAUUGCUAGGGAGAAAGUCGGAGAUAUUAUAUUGCAGGGAGAACAGGGUGCUCAGAUAAUUGUUGUACCAGAACUAGUUGAAUUUCUUAUGACAGCACUGAAUAAGGUUCGAAAUGUUCCUGUAACUUGCACCAAGAUACCAUUAAUUUCUCUUGAUUAUGAACCACCAAGAACGAAAUCGUUCAAAACUAUAGAAGCAUCACUAAGAGUUGACGCAGUAGCUAGUGCAGGAUUUAAGAUUUCACGUUCAAAGCUAGUUGACAUGAUCAGCAAUGGAGAUGUACGAAUCAACUGGAUCCCGAUUACUUCCAAAGGAACCACAAUCAAGAGUGGAGAUCUUGUAUCAGUUAGUGGAAUGGGAAGAUUAAAGAUAGGAGAAGUUAACACUACAAAGAAAGGAAAGUUUGCAGUGGAGCUCAUUCGAUAUUUGUAGAAAGUUUUGUUCAUUGCUGCACAAAAAAAGUGUAUAUACAAAAAUAUUGGUUAAUAAUUGGCAAAUAGCUUUUGAAAUUUCUAGUAUGAUAAUAUUGAACCUCGAGUAUGUUGUACAACUAAAAUGAGUUCGAGUAUGUUGUACAACUAAAAUGAGUUUGUGUGGGAAGGAGAAGGAUAGUUAGAUUCAUAUUUAAUGGACUGCUAUUCAUAAGAAACAUUUAUAAUCUAUGAAACACGGACUCUGAUACGGACAUCGGAAUACGACACGACACGGAUACUCCAACAUCGAUAAUGUCAAAAAUAUAAGACACCGACACAGCUUCAUGAACUUUAUUUAUCCAUAUAUUAUUAAGAGUUAAAAAUAUUACAAUCAAAAUUAAUUUCUUUAAUUUUUUAUUGAUUAUAUUGCUUCAAUAUAUGUUUAAAAUGUGUGUGUAAAAUUUGUCUAGAAAAGUAUAUAAGUGUGUUGGAGCAAAGAAAAAAACACUUUUGUUUGAAAUUUUUAUCACAUUUGUCUUACAUAUGUGGUAAGAGUGUCAUACGAGUGUCAAACACUC